UCAUUUCUGUUAUAUAUUUACAAGAAGAUGAAUAACCGCCAAGAAAAUGAUUUGUAUAGCAAAUUUUGGGACAAGCCAAGGCAAGUUAUGGCUCAAGGUUUCGGUAUAUACGGAAAGAUAUGGCAUGUGAAAUAUGGAAUUGGAGAUCCCAUUCCAUAUGAUCCAAAUAUAACUGCCACAGAGCUGGCUGUAAAAACCAAGACUGCACUUGAAAAUCUUCGGGAUAGACACCAAAAAAUGCCAGGAAAUAUAUUAAGAGCUCUUUCAGAACGAUUUGAUAAGGAUGACAAAGCUAACUAGUCUAUAUAAAACAAACCAUAGUUCUGUAAUAGGAAAAUUUAAAAAUUAACUAAUUAAAACCAA
This is a messenger RNA of Zootoca vivipara (common lizard), 363 nucleotides long. The record is from RefSeq and is a predicted model, not a curated record. Lineage: Eukaryota; Metazoa; Chordata; Lepidosauria; Squamata; Lacertidae.